This is a messenger RNA of Pecten maximus, 834 nucleotides long. Its product is annotated as protein N-lysine methyltransferase METTL21A-like. The record is from RefSeq and is a predicted model, not a curated record. Lineage: Eukaryota; Metazoa; Mollusca; Bivalvia; Pectinida; Pectinidae. Gene Ontology annotation, biological process: peptidyl-lysine methylation. Gene Ontology annotation, cellular component: cytosol; cytoplasm. Gene Ontology annotation, molecular function: protein-lysine N-methyltransferase activity. Bases 53 to 829 code for a protein of 258 amino acids. The transcript is spliced from 3 exons.
CCGGUUUUCAUUUUCUACUUUCAAUUUGGUUGACGGGGACUUUCGCUACCACAUGGUCACUAACAGACACGUAUCGAAAUGCUGUUUACUUGUUUUGCUUCAUAUAUCUGUCGUUUGCACAGAUCAUGAAAGUUGUGAUACUGAUAGUUGCAUGUUAAAAGAGAAGGGUAUGGCAUCCCAAGCAGUGGUACUGUAUGACGAAAGUCUGGUAUCUCCAUUCCACAAGCCCAGCAGAAUGUUUGUGUUUGUCGGCAAGGAAUUGGUUAUCAAACAAGACUGGAAAGGUUUGGGGAUAGCAGCUGUCGUUUGGGAUGCUGCGGUUGUAUUGUGCGAGUACCUGGAAAAGAAUAAAGACUUGAUUAAUGGUAAAACAGCCAUAGAACUUGGAGCUGGAUCUGGGAUUGUUGGAAUAGUAGCAGCACUACUUGGUGGGAAAGUGACUAUUACCGACCUAGAUACAGCUCUGAAGUACAUCAAUGAAGUUGUGGAUGAAAACCUUAAGGACAAUCCUGGUGUAGAUGUUGAUGUUAAAGGCCUUGAUUGGACAAAAGAUUGGACAAAAUUUACUGCAGACUAUGAUGUUGUACUUGGGGCUGACAUCAUCUACAUUGAGGAACUUUUUGAUGAUUUGUUGAAAACAUUUUUACAAAUUUGUAAUGAAAAUACUGUGGUGCUGUUGUCGUGGCGAUAUCGGUAUAACAGAGACAGCCGGUACCUGGAACUGAUGAGGCAACAUUUUACUUUAAAAGAGAUAUUUUAUGACUCAUCUCGAGAUGUAAAGAUAUUCCAUGGAAAACUCCUACAGAAAAAUAAAGACAAGGCCAGAUGAUGAAA